Molecule: messenger RNA, 1854 nt
Organism: Mytilus trossulus (common blue mussel)
Lineage: Eukaryota; Metazoa; Mollusca; Bivalvia; Mytilida; Mytilidae
Product: PRELI domain containing protein 3B-like
Exons: 6
Coding region: 182-787 (201 amino acids)
Biological process (GO): phospholipid transport
Cellular component (GO): mitochondrial intermembrane space
Molecular function (GO): phosphatidic acid transfer activity
Source: RefSeq, a predicted model, not a curated record
UUUUUUUUAAAUCUGUUCAUUUUUUUUCCUUUCUAUUUUAUGCUUAGGAGUAAUGUAUCAUAUCGUAUGCUUAUCCGGUCUAGUUGUGACAAGGUCCCGAAUUGACAACCUUGACAUCAAUAGCACGUGAAUACGCAUCUGUAUUUAUUGCAUUAUUUCUUACAUUUAUAAACCAAUCAAAAUGAAAAUUUGGACAUCCGAACACACUUUCGAACACAGUUGGGACACAAUUGUACAGGCAGCCUGGAAGAAAUAUCCUAAUCCUUUGAAUCCUGCAGUAAUUGGUACUGAUGUUUUAGACAGAAAAGUUGACAACAAAGGGGUUUUAAAAACACAUCGACUUAUGACAACUCAGUGGGGUCUACCAAACUGGGCUAAAAAGAUUUUAGGACAGGAUGAAAAUGCGUACGGAUCAGAACAUUCAGAAGUUGACCCCAAGGCAAAAACCAUGACACUUAAGUCCAAAAAUUUAACCUGGUGUAAUUUAGUAACCAUUGACGAAAAACUAGUGUAUGCAACACACCCUGAAGACAGUUCUAAAACCCACUUGAAACAAGAAGCAGUUGUAAAUAUUAAAGGAGUACCAUUAUCCAGUUACUUAGAAAAUAUGAUCACACAGAAUAUAAAUAACAAUGCACAAAAGGGCAGAGAAGGUUUAGAAUGGGUUGUGAGGAAGAUUAAAGUAGAGGCAGAAACACUCCAGACAGAGGCAGCCACUUUUACUAAAGACACUUUUCACACAAUACACAAAGUAGAAUCUUUGUUCAAUAGAGAUGGAUCGUUAUAACGAUAAAGGAACUUAGGCCCUUUUAUAAAAAGCCAAAUAUCUGUGAUAUUCCAUUUUCCAUCAUCACCCUCAACGAAAUCUCUGUUGGAAACCUGUACAGGGCCAAGCUGAUGCAGAUUGACUUUUGUAUUGUAAUCCAAUCAUGUGACAGUCAUGUGACAUAUUUAUAAACCACCUUAUGUUGUGUGAAGAAGUUUGUGUGACAACAUUUGUUAUCUUGAUUGAUAUGGGUCUGAUUCUAUGUCUUCUAUGAAAGCUAUCAGAUAAUUAAAUUGUCAAAUAGCUGUUUUCUACAAUAAACUUAGUGCUUAGUUUAGUAGUAAGAAUGUAAGAAAGAAUUACUUAUAGACACAAUAUUAGAUUGCAAGUUAAGAAUUUCUGACAAUAUUUUUGGAAAUUUCUUCUGAAUUAAACAUCUGGGCUUUUAUGAAAUUUAAAAAAAAUCCGUUAUUAUUGAUUUCAUAUUUUGCAAACUUGAAUGUAUUAUGAUUGUGUAAUUAUGUUGUUUAUAAUGGAUAUUUGGUAGAAAUCCAUUAUCUAUCUAAGAUGGAAGAUUAAUUAUGUGUCUUCCUACAGUUUAGAAGCAAAGUCUACAAAAGAAUACUGUUUUCUAGUGCUUAGCAAUUGUGUUAUGUGUAGAUGUUUUUGUUGAUACUGUGGACUCGUUAUUUUUGGUGAAAUACAAAUGUUAUAUAGGUUUGUAUACUUAUUUUGACGAAUUAAUACAUUCACAAAAAUGAUAUCUUUCCUUUUAUGAAAUUUGUAGCCAAGAAUAUGAAUUGGGAUUUUGACUAAGAGAAGAUAAGUGAAUGUUGUUUGAUAUGAUAUAAUUUCCAUAAACGAUUCCUUUUGUAUAUUUUGUGAGAGUCAAAUACUAAGAUCUUCCAGCCUCAAUGCCAAACCAGAUGUUGUUUGCCUAGUUAUUGUGUGUGAUGAUUGUUUUUCAACCAUAUCAUUUCAUAAAUCAUUGUGAUAUUUUGUUCGGGUUAUAUUGUAUUAGAUCAUGACAGAAUGUUAUUUGUGACUUUUUGUGUUCAGAAUACAAACCAUUCCUAUGAGACAUUAAA